Molecule: messenger RNA, 1709 nt
Organism: Lytechinus variegatus (green sea urchin)
Lineage: Eukaryota; Metazoa; Echinodermata; Echinoidea; Temnopleuroida; Toxopneustidae
Exons: 16
Coding region: 90-1709 (539 amino acids)
Source: RefSeq, a predicted model, not a curated record
UUUUAUUUACAGUGUUGUGCGUCCACAUGUGGAGCGAAGGAUCUACACGACAUCAGCCUGUGCUUUUUCAAGAAAAGAAGUAAACCAAGAUGUAUUAUACCAGAUCAGAGGAAGGAGGAAGUGGAAUUUCCCAUGUAGAGGAUCCAAGUCCAGGCACUGAUCUCAUCAGAGACACAACACAGAGGUCUGCAGGAGGGGUUCAUAAUACCUCUUCUUUGAAUGCCAGUCUUGGUUAUGCUGACAAUGUAGGCCAAGAGGAGGAGACUCAUUCUGAAAAUGUGGGCUCUGAUGCAGAUGAAUUGCCAUUUGAAGCAUCCUUGCUUGGUUGGAUGAAAAGGUCUGUUGGUCCUUCCCAUGGUUGGUACCCUGGUCUGAUAUCCAAGAUUCAUCUGGUGAUCUUGCUCCUGAUUGGACAUGCACUAGGUACAUCUUUAGGAAAAGAUUGUGUCUUCCUGAAACAAUGGAAGUUUUCAAUGCCAGUGAAGAACAUCAAGGGAAAUAUAAUAAUGAUCAUGUUUCUGUUGAUUCUUGGAGCCAAUGGAAAGGAUUAUGAUGUGAGAAACAUGAAGAACUCUUUGGUAUCCCCCAAAGAAGUACUCCAGAUAUCGGAUAAUGUAGUCCCGCCAGAUUUCUCGUAUACCUAUGUGUAUUUCAACAUGGGGAAUACUGCAUUUGUAUGCUCCAAGGAGUUUGCAGAAAGAAAUGCGUCCUGCAGAAUCCGACCCUAUACAUCAACCAGUUGCCAAGGAUGGCAAGGCGUUAGUAAUGGAAGCACUUGGUAUCUGGCCUUUAAUGAAAGCAAGAUGCCAGACUUUAGUAAGCUUCUGUACUGCAUAUACCAAGCGGUGCCAGAAGAAUUGACGCUCUACCAAGGAUCCAUCUCUAGGACACCAGUUGAUGGUGGCUGGGGCAAUUGGAGCAGCUUGGGCAUCUGCAGCGCCACUUGUGGUGGUGGGAGGCAGUACUGGCACCGCAAAUGCAACAGCCCCAUUCCAAAGUACGGUGGAUUGGACUGCUCUGGGGAAAGCCUGAAAGAACAGAGCUGCAACAACAACAGCAAAUGUCCUAUUGAUGGUGGCUGGGGUGAGUGGACCAACUGGAGCAACUACAGUGCCAUUUCCGGAGGUGAGAGUCGGUUCCGAAACCGCAGCUGCUCCGACCCCACCCCAAAGUACGGUGGAUCAAACUGCUCUGGGAAGAGCUCAGAGGAACAGAUCUGUAUGAUCCAGGACUGUCCAAAUCCUUGGAAGAUAGGGCUUAUCAUCGUUCUUGUUCUUGUUCUUUCUGCUCUGAUUGUCAUUGGUAUAAUAUACUAUUUGUGGCAGAAAGAAAAAGGCAAUGGAGCAGAAUCAACUAACAGGCAAGUGAAAUACCAGAGGUCUAGGGUUGAUAACAAUGAUUCCACCAUAGUAGAUAUCUCCACAGAACAUGGAAGCCAGUAUUCAGUUGGAGAAGACUAUUCUUCAAGGAUGUCUGCUCUACCCAGGCCCCAGAUGAGAGGACUCCUGAAGAGUUUCCUCACCAGACAUUUCAUCAUUGGUGCUACCUUAUCAGUUACAGGAGCAGCCCUUGUCAAAGUCUUCUUAUAUGAUGCAAGGAAGAAGAAGUACGCUGACUUCUACAAGACUUACGAUGCCCAGGCUGAUUUUGAAAGGAUGCGUGAGCUUGGUGUAUUCCAAUCAGCAAGGCCGCUUAGUGAGCAAGAAUAA